AUGACCGACGACAAGGCUGGGCAAUCAAUUGCGCAGUGCAUUGAGGCUGUCUGUUGGCGGAUGCUGGUGGUGGUGGUGGUGGUGGUGCUUGCGCAGCUCUCCAGCCCCCCGUUUUCUAGGCCUUUCCUGCCACCACAUUUUGACAUCACCAGGGUCCGGUGCACACUCUCUCCUCGACCCUCUGGGCACGGGACGUUUCUGUUUCACCCAUUGUUUGCGCCGCCAGCGUUUAUUCUCGGUCCCACGUCCUGCGUCUCCGUAUUUCGGGCGAAUUUGGGUCUCUGGGGUUGCACCAAUUCCUUCCCUCCGUCUCCUCUCUCCUGCGCCUAG
This is a messenger RNA of Purpureocillium takamizusanense, 330 nucleotides long. RefSeq lists its product as uncharacterized. The coding region runs from base 1 to 330 and encodes 109 amino acids. The record is from RefSeq and is a predicted model, not a curated record. The transcript has a single exon. Lineage: Eukaryota; Fungi; Ascomycota; Sordariomycetes; Hypocreales; Ophiocordycipitaceae.